Molecule: messenger RNA, 441 nt
Organism: Lactuca saligna
Lineage: Eukaryota; Viridiplantae; Streptophyta; Magnoliopsida; Asterales; Asteraceae
Source: the annotation of a GenBank genome assembly
AUGCUCACUAUUGAAACAACAACAACAACAGUCGAAACUUCAAUUGUUACCACAACUAUCAAAACUUUUGUUGUUACUCCACCACAACCAACUUCUCCACCACCUACAUCGGUUACUCCACCUUCAUCUACUACUACAUUUUCUCCAACUUUUGUUGGUGUAAUUCAAGAACCUAUUGCUACACUUUUCUCAUCUCAAUCAACUGAACCUGAGAAAACCAUUACUGAAGCUGAAGCAGAUGAUGAUGAUGUCAUGGUUUCAUUUGUUGAGUUGCAAUUUAAUCUUGAUGAAGAUGAUAUACUUGAUGACUUGAUCAUGUCAGGUAAGCAAUUCAAGAUUCUAAACUCUAAGAUGAAUUCAAUACUUCACUUUUUGGCUGAUACUGGAGACAAGAACUCAACUUGUGGUGUUGAAGUGGAAUAUCUUUUGAAGUCCUCUUAG